Messenger RNA from Ahaetulla prasina, 7028 nucleotides. It is a transcript of the gene CLTC, whose product is annotated as clathrin heavy chain. The record is from RefSeq and is a predicted model, not a curated record. The transcript has 32 exons. Gene Ontology annotation, molecular function: structural molecule activity; clathrin light chain binding. Bases 408 to 5435 code for a protein of 1675 amino acids. Lineage: Eukaryota; Metazoa; Chordata; Lepidosauria; Squamata; Colubridae. Gene Ontology annotation, biological process: intracellular protein transport; receptor-mediated endocytosis; mitotic cell cycle. Gene Ontology annotation, cellular component: clathrin-coated endocytic vesicle; clathrin coat of trans-Golgi network vesicle; spindle.
CAUUGAUUCCCUCAACGCGGGUUCGCGUUCUUCUUCUCUUUCCUCCUCCUCCUCGGCGCGAUCCUUCCGCCGCUCGGCUAAUCCGCGGCAGGUGAAGGCGCAGGCAGAGCGAGGAUAAGGCGGAGGCGCGGCCGCUGCGCUCCCUUCCCUCAGGAGGCCCCCGUCGGUGUCCUUCCGCUCGCGCGAGCUGUUUCCGGAUCGCUCGCGGGGGCUGCUGCUUCUGCUGCUGCUUCUCCUCAGCGUCUCUCUUCAUUCUCUCUCUCUCUCUCUCACGGCCUGCCCCGCCAUUACGAGCAGCCCUCGCCGGCUCCUCCGCUUCGCCGCCCCUGCGUUUCCUGAGGAAAGGCCAGCGCCCCAUCCCCGGCGUCGGGCUGGAGCCCCCAAACCCCAACAACGCGUCCGCCGCCAUGGCUCAAAUCCUACCCAUCCGCUUCCAGGAGCAUCUCCAGCUCCAGAACCUGGGUAUCAACCCAGCCAACAUCGGCUUCAGUACUUUGACCAUGGAAUCUGACAAAUUCAUCUGCAUACGAGAGAAAGUGGGAGAGCAGGCUCAGGUGGUCAUCAUUGAUAUGAACGACCCGAACAAUCCCAUUCGCCGGCCAAUUUCAGCCGACAGCGCCAUCAUGAACCCUGCUAGCAAAGUGAUUGCCCUCAAAGCCGGGAAGACCCUUCAGAUUUUUAACAUUGAGAUGAAGAGCAAAAUGAAGGCUCACACCAUGACGGAUGAUGUCACCUUUUGGAAGUGGAUUUCCCUGAACACGGUUGCACUGGUCACCGACAACGCUGUGUACCACUGGAGCAUGGAAGGAGAGUCUCAGCCGGUCAAAAUGUUCGAUCGUCAUUCCAGUCUUGCGGGUUGCCAGAUUAUCAAUUACCGUACCGAUGCCAAGCAGAAAUGGCUGCUUCUGACUGGAAUUUCUGCACAGCAAAACCGUGUCGUCGGAGCCAUGCAACUUUAUUCUGUGGAUAGGAAAGUGUCGCAGCCCAUCGAAGGCCACGCUGCCAGUUUUGCCCAAUUCAAGAUGGAAGGCAACACGGAAGAAUCCACUCUGUUCUGCUUCGCAGUGCGGGGCCAAGCCGGAGGCAAGUUGCAUAUUAUUGAGGUUGGGGCACCUCCCACCGGAAACCAGCCCUUCCCUAAGAAAGCCGUGGACGUCUUCUUCCCACCGGAAGCCCAGAACGACUUCCCAGUAGCAAUGCAGAUUAGCGAGAAGCACGAUGUCGUCUUCCUGAUCACAAAAUACGGUUACAUCCAUCUGUACGACCUUGAAACAGGCACCUGCAUCUACAUGAACAGAAUCAGUGGGGAAACGAUCUUUGUGACUGCGCCACACGAAGCCACAGCUGGAAUCAUUGGGGUCAACAGGAAAGGACAGGUGCUUUCAGUAUGUGUGGAGGAAGAGAACAUUAUCCCGUACAUCACCAAUGUGCUGCAGAAUCCAGACCUGGCUCUGCGAAUGGCCGUCCGUAACAAUCUUGCCGGGGCCGAAGAGCUCUUUGCCCGAAAAUUCAACGCCCUUUUCGCCCAAGGAAGCUACUCGGAAGCAGCCAAAGUAGCAGCAAAUGCCCCGAAGGGAAUAUUGCGCACUCCAGACACUAUUCGCCGGUUCCAGAGUGUCCCAGCGCAACCAGGACAAACUUCCCCUCUGCUUCAAUAUUUUGGAAUUCUGUUAGAUCAAGGGCAGCUGAACAAAUACGAGUCCCUGGAACUCUGCCGGCCAGUCCUCCAGCAAGGACGGAAGCAGCUCCUGGAGAAAUGGUUGAAAGAAGAUAAAUUGGAAUGCUCUGAAGAAUUGGGAGACCUUGUGAAGUCUGUGGACCCAACAUUGGCGCUGAGUGUCUACCUACGGGCUAACGUUCCCAAUAAAGUCAUUCAAUGUUUUGCUGAAACAGGACAAGUUCAGAAGAUCGUGCUGUAUGCCAAGAAGGUUGGUUACACUCCAGACUGGAUCUUCCUCCUGAGAAACGUAAUGCGGAUCAGCCCGGACCAAGGACAGCAGUUUGCCCAGAUGUUGGUGCAGGAUGAAGAACCUCUGGCAGAUAUUACCCAAAUAGUAGAUGUGUUUAUGGAAUACAACCUGAUCCAGCAGUGUACAGCUUUUCUCUUGGAUGCCCUGAAAAACAACCGUCCAUCCGAAGGGCCUUUGCAAACUCGUUUGCUUGAAAUGAAUCUCAUGCAUGCACCUCAGGUCGCCGAUGCCAUCUUGGGGAAUCAGAUGUUCACCCAUUACGACCGAGCCCACAUCGCUCAACUCUGCGAGAAAGCCGGUCUCCUCCAAAGGGCGCUGGAACACUUCACUGACUUGUACGACAUCAAGCGAGCCGUAGUUCACACCCAUCUUCUCAACCCUGAGUGGCUGGUGAACUACUUUGGCUCCCUUUCUGUGGAAGAUUCUUUGGAAUGUUUGCGGGCGAUGCUGUCGGCAAACAUCCGCCAGAACUUGCAGAUCUGCGUCCAGGUGGCUUCCAAGUACCACGAGCAGCUUUCAACUCAGUCGCUCAUUGAGCUCUUUGAGUCAUUCAAAAGUUUUGAAGGUCUCUUCUACUUCCUGGGCUCUAUUGUUAACUUCAGUCAAGACCCGGACGUGCAUUUCAAAUACAUCCAAGCUGCUUGUAAGACCGGCCAAAUUAAAGAGGUGGAAAGAAUUUGCAGGGAGAGCAACUGCUAUGAUCCAGAACGCGUGAAGAACUUUCUCAAGGAAGCCAAGUUGACAGACCAGCUCCCGCUGAUCAUUGUUUGCGACCGCUUUGAUUUUGUCCACGACCUUGUCCUGUAUCUGUAUAGGAACAACCUUCAGAAAUAUAUUGAAAUCUAUGUGCAAAAGGUGAACCCGAGCCGACUGCCGGUGGUCAUUGGCGGCCUGUUGGACGUGGACUGCUCUGAAGACGUCAUCAAGAACUUGAUCCUGGUGGUGCGAGGUCAGUUCUCCACUGAUGAACUUGUCGCUGAAGUGGAAAAAAGGAACAGGUUGAAACUCCUCCUCCCGUGGCUAGAGGCCAGAAUUCACGAGGGUUGUGAAGAACCAGCUACACACAAUGCUCUGGCUAAAAUUUACAUCGAUAGCAACAAUAACCCGGAAAGGUUUUUGCGAGAGAACCCUUAUUACGACAGCCGUGUGGUGGGGAAGUACUGUGAGAAGAGAGACCCUCAUCUGGCUUGCGUGGCUUACGAGCGAGGACAGUGUGACCAGGAGCUGAUCAACGUCUGCAACGAGAAUUCACUCUUCAAGAGCCUGUCCCGUUACCUGGUGCGCCGUAAGGAUCCAGAACUGUGGGCCAGCGUGCUGUUAGAAAGCAACCCUUACCGGCGGCCUCUCAUUGACCAGGUUGUGCAGACAGCUCUGUCCGAGACUCAGGAUCCCGAAGAGGUCUCUGUUACCGUCAAGGCUUUCAUGACCGCUGACCUCCCGAAUGAACUUAUUGAACUGCUGGAGAAAAUCGUCCUGGAUAAUUCCGUGUUCAGCGAACACAGGAAUCUCCAGAACCUUCUCAUUCUGACAGCCAUCAAGGCCGAUCGCACCCGGGUCAUGGAAUACAUCAAUCGCCUGGAUAACUAUGAUGCCCCUGACAUUGCCAACAUCGCCAUCAGCAACGAGCUUUUUGAAGAAGCCUUUGCCAUCUUUCGGAAAUUUGAUGUUAACACUUCUGCCGUCCAGGUUUUGAUCGAGCACAUCGGGAACCUGGACCGGGCCUAUGAGUUUGCUGAACGUUGCAAUGAGCCGGCGGUGUGGAGCCAGCUUGCCAAAGCCCAACUCCAGAAAGGGAUGGUGAAGGAAGCCAUCGACUCCUACAUCAAAGCAGACGAUCCGUCGUCCUACAUGGAAGUCGUCCAGGCGGCCAACGCAAGCGGCAACUGGGAAGAGCUGGUGAAGUACUUGCAGAUGGCCCGCCGAAAGGCCCGGGAAUCCUACGUGGAGACGGAGCUCAUCUUUGCACUGGCCAAAACAAACCGCCUGGCUGAACUGGAAGAAUUCAUCAAUGGGCCCAACAACGCCCAUAUUCAGCAAGUUGGUGACCGUUGCUAUGAGGAGAAGAUGUACGACGCGGCCAAACUUCUGUACAACAACGUCUCCAAUUUUGGCCGCUUGGCCUCCACGUUGGUUCAUUUGGGUGAAUACCAGGCAGCGGUUGAUGGGGCCCGGAAGGCGAACAGCACAAGAACGUGGAAGGAGGUUUGCUUUGCCUGCGUCGAUGGGAAGGAAUUCCGCUUGGCCCAGAUGUGCGGUUUGCAUAUCGUCGUGCACGCCGAUGAACUGGAAGAACUCAUUAAUUACUACCAGGACCGCGGCUACUUUGAGGAGUUGAUAACCAUGUUGGAAGCGGCUUUGGGGCUGGAACGGGCCCAUAUGGGGAUGUUCACCGAACUGGCCAUCCUCUAUUCCAAAUUCAAGCCACAGAAGAUGAGGGAGCAUUUGGAGCUCUUCUGGUCACGGGUCAACAUUCCUAAGGUUUUGAGGGCCGCUGAGCAAGCCCACCUCUGGGGAGAGUUGGUUUUCCUGUACGAUAAAUACGAAGAAUACGAUAAUGCUAUUAUUACCAUGAUGAGCCAUCCCACAGAUGCCUGGAAGGAAGGGCAGUUCAAGGACAUCAUCACUAAGGUGGCAAAUGUGGAGCUUUACUACAAAGCAAUUCAGUUUUACCUAGAAUUUAAACCUCUGCUACUCAACGACUUACUGAUGGUGCUUUCACCGCGGCUGGAUCAUACCCGUGCAGUCAAUUUCUUUAGUAAGGUGAAACAACUUCCGCUGGUGAAGCCCUACCUGCGCUCGGUGCAGAACCACAAUAAUAAAUCAGUGAAUGAGUCCCUCAACAACCUCUUCAUUACGGAAGAAGAUUACCAGGCUCUUCGGACAUCGAUAGACGCCUACGACAACUUCGACAACAUCUCCCUCGCCCAGCGCCUGGAGAAACACGAGCUGAUUGAGUUCCGGAGAAUCGCCGCCUAUCUCUUCAAAGGGAACAACCGCUGGAAGCAAAGCGUGGAACUCUGCAAAAAAGACCGACUGUACAAGGACGCCAUGCAAUACGCCUCAGAGUCCAAAGACACGGAGCUGGCGGAGGAGCUGCUGCAGUGGUUCCUUCAGGAAGGCAAGCAAGAAUGUUUUGGCGCCUGUCUCUUCACUUGCUACGAUCUUCUGCGGCCGGACGUGGUCUUGGAAACCGCCUGGAGACACAACAUCAUGGACUUUGCCAUGCCCUACUUCAUUCAGGUCAUGAAGGAAUACUUGAGCAAGGUGGACAAGCUGGAUGCCUCAGAAUCGCUGAGGAAAGAGGAAGAGCAGGCGACGGAGACCCAGCCCAUUGUUUACGGCCAGCCCCAGCUGAUGUUGACGGCCGGUCCCAGCGUGGCGGUCCCUCCUCAAGCACCUUUCGGUUACGGCUACACCGCACCACCGUACGGGCAGCCCCAACCCGGGUUUGGAUACAGCAUGUAAGGAAGCCAGCGUGGAGCCAGCAUCCUUUUGUGGAACCUCCACCGUCCCUCUCACGCCCGACUCCGCAGGGAAAGAAAAAAAAAAACAAACCUCGUGUCCUCGUAACAUUUUAUUUUAUGAAGGACUGUGUUUUUCUGUUUGUUCCUCCUCUCUCCUUCCUUCCUGCCCCCCCUUCCCUAAAUGCCACCUCUUCCUUUCUUCACAUUCCACAUCUUCCACCCCACCCCCCUCUGGUGGGAAUACUUUUAAAUGUUCCAGCAGGCUUCUCCCCACCCACCCGCCCUUAUUUUUUUGCAAGAUUGCUUCUGACGUGAACAACCACCUACCCACCCCCGUUCUCUUGUGACUCUCUCUUCCCAUUUGCACUCUUGGAAAAGCGGUCUGACCUCUUUCGGUCCAGGGGUCCCCGAGCGGUUUAUAAGCCUGGCCCAUUUCUCCCCCAAAAUGCACGUUUAAAAAGGCAUAUUCUGAAAAAAAGGGGGCUAGGGGUGAUGAAAGGAAGGUUUAUUUAGCGGUGGAUUUGAAACACUACAAGAUAAAAUUUUGGAUGGCUUGGCUCUUGAAAUCAGUCACAUUUAAAAUAGAGAGAGAGAGAGAGAAAGCUCGCAGAUAACAUACCGAAAACCUGUCCUGAAUUUUAAAAAAAAAAACCAACAACGACCAACCUAGUAGAGGCUCCAUUUAAACCUAUGCAGGUUUUCCAGUUUAGAUGUACAGAAAAUGCCAGUGUUUUGCUCACUCCGUGUGUAAUCCCAACGAUCCUUCCGUUGUGCUAGUGCGCUUUUUUUUAUUAUUCUUUUUUUGUGGGGACCAUUUUAUAUUCCACUUGAGGAACAAGACGCAGGAGGGGGGAGGGCACCAUAAAUCCAAAUCUUGCGUGUUUCUGACUAACCUCGCCCUCCAGUUUGUGUACGUUGGAUAUUGUGGUGUUCCCACUUCCCCCUCUCCCCCUCCCUCCCCCGAGUGUACAGAAGAGAGAGAGAGAGAGAGAGAAAGAAAGAGAGCGAGAGAGAGAAAGAAAGAAUUGAAAGGGGCAUUUGGGAAGCCCCAAUGGCUGUUCAGUUUUGCUUGUGCAAUUGAAAAAAAAAAUGACUCAAAUUGGAAAAAAAAAAGAUAAUAAAUGACUGGACUGUGGAUAUCCUCUAUAGUAGUUUUUCAGUAUGUAUCUCUUCAAACUCCUUUAUAAUGUAUGCGCUUGGCCUCAAAACAGCAAAACAAACAAACUACCACUAUAUAUAUUCAGGUCCAAAAGCAGGAACCAGCAACUUAGCAAAUUUUUUUCCAAAUUCUCUUGACUGUGGAGUGGAUCUUGGACAGGUGACUUGCACUGACGGAGAUUCCUUGAGAUGAAUGGGAAAUGCUUGGAGCUAUAAACAAGGAAAAAUUGAUGGCACUUUUUCAAGCCCUCGGCUGGGCUUGAGCCGCUGAAGGCAUUCUCCUUCCCAAGUAAGAAAACAAAACAAAACAAAAAAAUCUUUAGGGUUGUAGUUUUGAGUGUUUCCAGUUUUAAAUCUGACAAAAGAUCAUGUUAUAGGUAUGUUAAGUUGCCUUAAUAUAUUUAGCUUCGAAAUAAAAAUUGACUUAAAUGUUCAA